UGGUACCUAUGUUAUGUAGAUUACUUGUGUAAAAUGAUUUUCGUACUCGGCUUAUGUCUUGUGCGAGAAUAUAGUUUCCACUCGUGUGAAAAAUGUCACUUUCCAGACUCGCAAUGUAAUUGAAUUAUUCCAUUGUUUUCGUUCUUGUGGAUUUUUGUUCAGCAACAGCAAAUACGCGUAUACACGUCACACUUCACGUUUUUCUUUCAUUGUCAUUUAUUGAUAUUGUGCAAUUUGUUUUGCAUAGUAUGUACUUUUUUGUUUGAAUAAAGGUGAUUGCUAUAAUAGUUUUAAUUAGUUAACGGUAGCCUGUAUUUCGAGGUAGACCGGUUCUGCAACUGUGUUUUGUGUUUUGUCAAAGUUAGGUUAGAUGUCACAUCAUUGACAAAACUCAAGAUAUAAAUUUGUAUUUGUUGAGGUAUAAUUUUAAUCUUAUCGCGAUGAGCUGAUAAUUCAUUCGGGCUGAAUCUAAAAUGUGAAAUAAAUAAUAUGCUUAUGUGGAAUCUGUGAUCGUCAACAUGAGAAGAAAUUUAAAAACUUUGUUAAAAUAUAUUUUAAUAUCAUCAGUGACCGUAGUGUUUACUGUGCUGUUUUAUAGGAUAUUUAAAACUAGAGAAUAUCUAAAGGACAAUGCUGUAUUCAUAGGUGCCCAAAAUAUUGGAAUAGAACCCUUAGCUCCACAAGAAAUUAUUCUGGUGGAUAAUGAAAAAAUUGACUGGCAUGAUUAUGGACAGAUUAAACGGGAUUUAAAGAGGACAGGUCGUGGAGAACAGGGAAAACCUGAAUACCUCAGUGAUAAAGAAAACCAAGAGUAUGAUGCAUUGUACAAAGUUAAUGGAUUUAAUGCUGCCCUUAGUGAUAAAAUUGCAAUAGACAGAGCAGUACCUGACAUAAGGCAUAAAGGAUGUCAAACCAAGAAGUACCUUAAAAAUCUUCCUACAGUGAGCGUAAUAGUUCCUUUUCACAAUGAACACUGGACCACUUUAUUGAGAACAGCGGCUAGUGUGGUAAAUAGGUCACCACCACAUCUUUUAAAAGAAGUUAUUCUAGUUGAUGAUUUUAGUUCCAAACCUUUCAGUAAAAAACCAUUAGACGACUAUUUGGCGGCCAACUUAACAAAAGUGAGAGCUAUACAUUUACCAGAAAGAAGUGGACUCAUUAGAGCUAGGAUAGCAGGUGCUAAAGCAGCUACAGCAGAAAUUUUAAUUUUUUUGGACUCUCACACAGAGGCUAAUAUUAACUGGCUUCCUCCACUUUUAGAACCCAUUGCUCAAGAUUACAAAACUUGCGUAUGCCCUUUUAUCGAUGUUAUUCAAUAUGAGACUUUCGAAUAUAGAGCGCAAGACGAAGGCGCUAGAGGUGCUUUUGAUUGGGAGUUUUUUUAUAAAAGACUUCCUCUAUUGCCAGAAGAUCUUCAACAUCCAACAGAGCCAUUUAAGAGUCCAGUAAUGGCUGGCGGACUUUUUGCGAUAAGCACAAAAUUCUUCUGGGAAUUGGGUGGAUACGAUGAAGGCCUUGAUAUUUGGGGAGGAGAACAAUAUGAACUUAGUUUCAAAAUUUGGCAAUGCGGAGGACAAAUGUACGAUGCUCCUUGCUCCAGAGUCGGUCAUAUUUAUAGAAAGUACGCUCCAUUCCCGAACCCCGGAAAAGGAGAUUUUGUUGGAAGGAACUACAGAAGAGUUGCUGAAGUUUGGAUGGAUGAAUACGCUCAGUAUUUAUAUAUGAGACGACCUCAUUACAAGAAUCUCGACCCUGGAAAUCUAACCAAACAACGUGAAAUCAGAGAAAGGCUACAAUGUAAGCCUUUUAAAUGGUUUAUGGAGAACAUAGCGUUUGAUUUACCACUGAAGUAUCCACCUGUAGAACCCGGAGAUUUCGGAGUUGGAGAGAUCAGAAAUCUUGCUGCUCCAGAACUGUGCGUCGAUUCAGGAUUUAAAGAUAGAGAUCAAGUGAUUGCUGUAGCCCCAUGUAUAUCGGAUUCCAAGAAUAAAUUAAAAGGGGAACAAAACUUCACUUUAACGUGGCAUAAGGAUUUAAGAGUCAAAGGAAAAUCCAUCUGUUUGGACGUGUCCGAUCCCAAUGAUAAGGCUGAUGUAACAUUGUACCCUUGUCACGGCAGUAAGGGCAACCAAUAUUGGAAAUAUGAUGUGGAAAAACAGUGGUUCCUGCAUGGAGGCAAUCCCAGAUGUUUGGAUUGUGAUCCGGGCCAGAAGAGGCUCUUUGUUAGAUCUUGCGACGAAAAUUCUAAAACCCAAAAAUGGCGAUUCGAGAAUGUCAAUUUAACGAUGAUUGCUGAUUGGGAGAACAUUGGCAUUAAAUAGUAAUUAAAAAUAUAUAUACAGUUUGUUCCAUAAAGUUGGAUCUAUAUGGGAAUUUUUUUAAUAUUACGAUUGGACAAAAAAAAUAGUUGACAUUAAUUUUCUGUCAAAAUGGCAUUUAAAAAAAAAUGUUUUUAAAAAAGUAUUGAAUUUUAGGUUUUUAAUAAAGCAGAGUUGAAUGUCCUACAGCGGUUUUUCCAAUUGUAAUGUUAAAAAAAUUCGCAUAAGUAUCCAACACUGUAUAAAAAAAAAUAGGUAUUAUGUAGAGAUGGUUAAGACAUUUUCCAUUUUCCUGUAAAUAAAUAAUUUUCUUAUCUUAUCCAUCUCUAUAAAAUAAUUUUUAAACGUAAUAUACACAUAUUUAGCCGUUCUUAAUUCAAAGGGACCAGUUUUUAUAUACAUUGUAAAUAUAUACAUUUUAAGUUUCGUAUUUUUUCAUAUUGUGGUUCCUACAUUUAUUUAUUUUACUAUAAAGGGAGGGCCAAUUAUUUACUCGCUGAGUGUAGCGCCGAAACUAAUUGAGAUUUUGAAAUGAAACAUAAACUUUUUAUUUGGUUUGAAAAUCUAUCUAAUAGGAAAAUAGUUUCAUUUGUACUAUGGUUUACGUUUAAGUGGAAAAUGUAGUUGAUAUUUUUAAAUUUUUUAAUUGCUAUUUUAGUGGCAUUUUUAGAUAAAAGAGACCAGGAUGUAACGCAAACACCUGUGUUUAACCUCAGUAAUGCCAACUAUUUUUUUUUUUUUUUGAGAGAUCAUACAAGUAGAGUAGAAAAAUGGUUAUUAGCCAAUUUUUCGGGAAAAAAAACGUACAAUAGGUACAUAUGCUUAAUAUACUUAAACAGAACGAAAAAAUACAUGAAACUUUAAAUUAACACACUUAAACUAUCACUGUCACUUGAUUGAAAUUUUGCAUACAAGCUUUUGUUGUGCCGUAAUAAGUAGAACAAAAAUGAAUACGUUCAGAAUCUUUGCAAGUAGUUUUUGAUUUUUAUUGUUUCAUAUUUUGAAUUAUUGUAAGUUGUUACAGAUAUUUAGAUGAACUUACUAAAAAAGGAAAGAUCGUAUUUUUGCGUACGAUCUCACUGAUGUGAUCGUACAUCGUAUAGAGCGUUAAAAAAAAUCGUAUAAAUGCGAUUUAAAUCGCACGUUUGGCAACACAAGGUUAACGGAAUGGGGGAACUGGGAGGAGACCCGAACUCUGUGACAGGAACGGCCUUUGUUUAUUACCAUCAUAAUGAACUAUUAGAUAUACUAAAAAGGUGUUUAAUGGGAUAUUGUAUUAUGAAAUAAAAUUAACGCGAUUUUCCAUUAUCAAACAGAUGCAGCGGCAUUCUAUGUAAAGAGAAGACAAAAGUUCUUUUAUAGAAUAUUUCAUUAGCGUUUAUUUUCUAUAGAUUACAAUAAAAUGUUGAAAUGUCAAUCGAGCAAGGAAUGGUACUCAUUGUCUACGAGUAUUAUAAUAGCAGCAUGUACGCAGGCGAAUACUGCAAAUCAAACUUUGUAAGUUGAACAUUAUAUUUUUUCUACGGCUAUUUCAUGAUAUUAAAAAUUAGUGAGAAUAUGCUGUUAUUUAUAGUAACCUCAGAAAAAGGUAUAUUAAUAUAGAGGAUGUCACGUAAGUCUCUAGAAAUGCAUAUUUCUGAAAACGGUUAUUUUAAAAUUUAAACCUAAUAAAAAGCAUUCGGUCGUUAGGGAUGAGCGAUUAUUGAUAUAAAUUAUCAAUCAUUGAAAAUAAUCGAUUAUUUUUAAAUCAUCUUUUUCUAUUGGUAUUUCCUUUAAAAUCUAUUAUUCGAUAAUCUUUAAAAAAACGAAAAUAAUCGAUUAUUCAAAAAUAAUUUAAUUAUUAAAAAGCCGACUAACCUUUAAAUCGAUUUCUCAAAAAAAAAUAACCUAAAUAAUCGAUUGUUCGAUUAUCUUCGAAUACCAAAAAUAAUCGCUUAAUCGAAAAGAAUCGAUUAAUGGAAAAUAUAUGAUUAAUAAAGAAGCCAAUUCUACGAAAAAUCGAAAAAAAAAAAUCAAAAUAACGAUUCUUUUAAAUAAUUACUAUUAUUAAAUAAUCUUAUUUUUUUUUUUUCGUAUUUCCCUUAAAAUCAAUUCGAUUACCAAAAAUACUGAUUAUUUGAAAAUAAUCGAUUAAUUAAGAAGCCGA
Molecule: messenger RNA, 4464 nt
Organism: Psylliodes chrysocephalus
Lineage: Eukaryota; Metazoa; Arthropoda; Insecta; Coleoptera; Chrysomelidae
Source: the annotation of a GenBank genome assembly